This is a messenger RNA of Nycticebus coucang (slow loris), 2276 nucleotides long. It is a transcript of the gene NEK2, whose product is annotated as NIMA related kinase 2. The record is from RefSeq and is a predicted model, not a curated record. The coding region runs from base 280 to 1617 and encodes 445 amino acids. Lineage: Eukaryota; Metazoa; Chordata; Mammalia; Primates; Lorisidae. Gene Ontology annotation, biological process: protein phosphorylation. The transcript is spliced from 8 exons. Gene Ontology annotation, molecular function: protein kinase activity; ATP binding.
CUUUGGUUGAGGCGAGCAACAGACGCCGACGCCCACGCGGUUGCCUAGCGGCACACUUUUCCCAAGAUGCCUAGGGAGCUGUGUUCUUCUUAGCCAAUCAGAGAGGCGCAGCGACCUCACCUCCUGCCAAUAGACUAGUCGACUAGGCCCGCGACGGUUAAACCGGGCCGGAGGCGGCUGCGGCGGCUCUGUGCCGCUUGGAGGCUGCCGGGGACCAGCAUCUGGAGCUCUGCGGCGCGACCUGGGGAAGGUAGCGCGAGUCCGGCGGUGGACCCAGCCAUGCCGUCCCGGGUGGAGGACUAUGAAGUGCUGCACACCAUUGGUUCAGGCUCUUACGGUCGCUGUCAGAAGAUCCGGAGGAAGAGUGACGGCAAGAUGUUAGUUUGGAAAGAACUUGACUAUGGCUCCAUGACAGAAGCUGAGAAACAGAUGCUUGUUUCUGAAGUGAAUUUGCUUCGUGAACUGAAACAUCCCAACAUUGUUCGCUACUAUGAUCGAAUUAUUGAUCGAACCAACACAACACUGUACAUUGUAAUGGAAUAUUGUGAAGGAGGGGAUCUGGCUAGUGUAAUUACUAAGGGAACCAAAGAAAGACAAUACUUAGAUGAAGAGUUUGUUCUUCGAGUGAUGACUCAAUUGACGUUGGCCCUAAAGGAAUGUCACAGGCGAAGUGAUGGUGGUCAUACUGUGCUGCAUCGGGAUCUGAAACCAGCCAAUGUUUUCCUGGAUGGCAAGCAAAAUGUCAAGCUCGGAGACUUUGGGCUAGCUAGAAUAUUGAACCAUGAUACCAGUUUUGCAAAAACAUUUGUUGGCACACCUUAUUACAUGUCUCCUGAACAAAUCAGUCGCAUGUCCUACAAUGAGAAAUCAGACAUCUGGUCACUGGGUUGUUUGCUGUAUGAAUUGUGUGCAUUAAUGCCUCCGUUUACAGCUUUUAACCAGAAAGAACUAGCUGGGAAGAUCAGAGAAGGCAAAUUUAGGCGAAUUCCAUACCGUUAUUCUGAUGAAUUGAAUGAAAUUAUUACGAGAAUGUUAAAUUUGAAGGAUUACCAUCGACCUUCUGUUGAAGAAAUUCUUGAGAACCCUUUGAUAGCAGACAUGGUUGCAGAAGAGCAAAAAAGAAAUUUUGAGAGAAGGGGGCGACGAUUAGGAGAGCCAGAAAAGUUGCAGGAUUCCAGCCCUGUAUUGAGUGAGCUGAAGCUAAAGGAAAUUCAGUUACAGGAGAGAGAACGAGCACUCAAAGCAAGAGAAGAAAGAUUGGAGCAGAAGGAACGUGAGCUUUGUGUUCGUGAGAGACUAGCAGAGGACAAACUGGUUAGAGCAGAAAAUCUGUUGAAGAAUUACAGCUUGCUAAAGGAACCGAAGUUUCUGACUCUGGGGAGUAGUCCAGAACUUCUUGAUCUUCCAUGCUCGGUAAUUAAGAAGAAAGUUCAUUUCAGUGGGGAAAGUAAGGAGAACAUCAUGAGGAGUGAGAAUUCUGAGAGGCAGCUCACCUCCAAGACCAAGUGUAAGGACCUGAAGAAAAGGCUUCAUGCUGCUCAGCUGCGGGCUCAAGCUCUAUCAGAUAUUGAAAAAAAUUAUCAACUAAAAAGCAGACAGAUCCUGGGCAUGCGCUAGCCCUAGCAGAGAGGCACAGACCUGUUUAUGGUAUUUAAUACCACCAACCUUUAAAGAUUGAUAUUAAACUGCUGUAGCUUCAUCCACUUGGUUCCACGAGCCGUGCCUUUUUAUAGAGUAAGCAUGAUAUUUUGGAGCUGCUUUUGCUGUUCCUCAGCAGAAUUGUACAAAAUGGUCACACCUUAAUUUUUCUUUCUUUUAAGAACACUUUGUAGAAAGAAUGAUAUUUUCUUGGUUGAUUGGGCUUUUAAUCCUGUAUGUAAUUACUGCUAGGAACAUGAGAUGUAACAUUCCAAAUCUUAGGAGAAAAAAUAAUGUUAGGAAAGAAUAUUUACCUAGGGGUAGCACUUACUGAAAAGAUUUAAAUGCCUGAGUGGUGUGCUUACAAUUGCCAUAUCUAAAUUUAAAAUUUAAGUCUGAGGUUUUUAAUGUUUUUGCCCUUAAGAAACCUAAUUGGAUACAAAUUGGUCACUGAUACAGUGACAUCCUGCUUGUAAGUAUUUCAUUGUUCUGUAGUACAAAUCUCUUAGCUUUGUUAAACUUCAUCACUGUGAUGUCUAUAUUCUUUUUUCCUUUUUAUUCUACUUAACAGUAUAUGAGCUGGCUGUCAUUUUCCCACCUCUUGUCCACUAAAUAAAAUAAUCUUUAGUUUUCUUGUA